UCUCAAAGACAGACUACAGACAGUCUCUGCAGCACUAAGAUAUGGGCUUACUGUGACUGAAACGUGGAGCUUCUCUCUCAAACCUAAAAACAAAAAAAGACUAAAAAGAGAAAGUUAGAUAUAGAGAGGAACUAAGAAAGACAUACAACUUGUCCAGGAAGAUGGAAGACUGACCGUGUCCAAGACCUGGACUUUUUAGUGGUGGGGAAAAAAGAGGAGCAAGGACAAGCCUGAGGAUACUACAGAUUAUGUUGCCAUGGAAACCAAAACCUGGAAGCGGACGCAAGGACCACUGAAGGUGGACAACUUCCCUUGACUGCAUCUUUGACACGUUACUGUCCCGCUGCACACUGUGGUGAGAGAAUGCUGUGGAGAAUAACUAUCCCAGUCAUACUGGCUGGGGUGCUCUGCAUCACAGCAGAGACCAAAAAGCCCCGGCCCCAGGGAUCCAUCCCAUCCCCACACAAGACCAAAGGGAACCUGUCUUCAGAACGUCACCACCGGCUAUUGCAGCAGAAACCAGAGGUUCUAUCCUCAAGUAGGGAGGCCUUGGUAGUCACAGAGCGCCGCUACCUCCGCAGAGACUGGUGCAAGACCCAACCCCUUCGUCAGACAAUCAGUGAGGAGGGCUGUCGCAGCCGCACUGUGGUAAACCGUUUUUGCUAUGGCCAGUGUAACUCCUUCUACAUCCCCCGCCAUAUGGGCCCCAGCUCAGGUCAGGGCCAGAGUCGAGGCCAAGCCUCAGGUUCUGGAAGGAAAAGCCACAACAAGGCCCAGGAGCCAUUCCAGUCGUGCUCCUUCUGCAGGCCACACCGCAUAACACAGCUCACGGUGCAGCUGGACUGCCCAGACCUACAGCCACCUUUCAGACACCGUAAGGUGCAGAGGGUCAAACAGUGUCGCUGCAUGUCUGUGGAUGUGAGCAACCAUGGGAAACUGUGAAGAAGGACUUUAAAGGUAUUUUAAGUGACAUCGUAUGAGUAUUGUCAAAGGCAGAUAUUGACAAACGUUGCCAAACAAGGACUGGCUUCAAGCUGAACUAUUCUGCAUCGAGUUGUACAAAUAAUAACUUGUCCCAUAAUAAAAUGACAAGAAACAUGGAACAAAGGCUCAACAUUGAUUUAAUGAGAGACUAGCAGCCAUGUUGGCAAGCUGAUGCUGCUGAAAGAGACUGAUUCAAGUGGUUGUGCAAGAGACACUGAUGAUUAAGCAGCCAAUAUUCAACAUUAAACAAGUUUUUCAUCCCUGUUAUUUCAAAAUGUUCAUAUCCACCAUAUGCCACAAGACACCUUUGUGAUAAAGGAGUUAAGGAAGUGCCUCUGAGUUUUAUAACUUAAAAUUAUGAACACUGCUGAUAAUUGAGUGUCUUUAAGAAACUAAACUGUAGAAAUAGUGAUCCCUUUAAAAGGUUUCUGUAAUAUGAUAUGUUUUUGUGCAGGUGGAUCUACAGUAAUUACACAGUUUGCCAGCAAUGAUUUUAGGUGUAGGAGAUGUUGAUGGUGUUUUAAAUGUGUUUUGUCUGUUAUUUUGUACCUUUACUUAAUGUCGUUGAUGUCCCAAACCAUACACAAGUUGAUUUCAAGGAACAUGAAGCAACACAGCAAUGAACAGUGGCAUCCACCUGCUUGGACACAGGCAUGGGCUGUAUACUGUACAUUUGCUACAAAUAUACUAGCCAGUAGAAAAAAACAACUGCAGCAUGUGUAAUGGAGGUGCAAUGCAAUAUAUACAGUAUAUAUAUUUUAUGUAUGUAUGUGUGUAUGUAUGUGAAAAGUAUAUUAAA
Morone saxatilis (striped sea-bass) is the source of this 1783-nucleotide messenger RNA. It is a transcript of the gene grem2a, whose product is annotated as gremlin 2, DAN family BMP antagonist a. The transcript has 2 exons. Gene Ontology annotation, biological process: animal organ morphogenesis. Gene Ontology annotation, molecular function: receptor ligand activity; BMP binding. Lineage: Eukaryota; Metazoa; Chordata; Actinopteri; Moronidae. Bases 364 to 942 code for a protein of 192 amino acids. The record is from RefSeq and is a predicted model, not a curated record.